UAAUUUCAAUGCUUUGAAGAACUUCACAUUUCAAAAAGGUGAUACAGAGCUCACGCAAAUCGUCCAACAACUGCAAGCACAAAAUUCGUCAAAAGUGCUGGGUAACGAUACUUCUGAAGAAGUAUCUGAAACCAGCAACACAGACGACACCGAGUGGAGCCAAGAAGACUUCCAGGACCCAGAAGAACUUGAUUCGAGAUAUCAAAGUGGAGAGGAAAUGUCAGUGUUUUUAGCAAAAGAGGACGUGCAGAUUCUUACUUUGCUGGGACAUCAGUUUAGUGAUAUGGUCAUGUCUUGCACAUUUAGAGGAAUGUCAUGCAGAAACUACACAACAUGGAACUGGACAUCAUUCUGGCAUUACAAGUACGGAAACUGUUUUGUGUUUAACGGUGGACAAGUUAAUGGAGUCCCAGUGGACAUUUUGAGAUCGAACAAUCCAGGGCCUUCUGAAGGUCUCAAUCUUGAAAUUAAUAUUGAUCAAGAAGAAUACAUCGGCCAACUGACUCCACAGGCAGGAAUAAGAGUGGAUAUCUCCAAAGCGGGGGAAAUGCCAUUUCCUUUGGAAAAAGGAGUGAGUUUGGCGCCAGGGUAUGCUACGAUGCUUGGACUCAGAAAGAUAAUCAAAGAAAGAAAAGACCCUUUCAACACGAAGCGUUGCCUGAAUUCAUUUGAUCGUGAUGACCAUAACUUUUACACUCGCUUUUUUAACGUAUCCUACUCGUCCACGGCUUGUAAGGAAUCAUGUUUAGCAUACAACCAAUUCGAUAAAUGUGGUUGUGUGGAAUACAGAUUUCCAGCAGAGGGACUAUUUAACAUUUGCAGCGUUACGAACAUUAAAACACUGAAGUGCCUGAGCGAGGUUCAAAACCUCUAUAAAAACAACAAAUUGAAUUGCACCCAGUCGUGUCCACCUCCAUGCAGACUGGAAGAGUUCAAAAUAAGUUCUUCAUUCGCUACCUGGCCUUCACAGAACUAUGAGAAAUAUUAUCAAGACAUAGUGAUUGAAAAUUACAAGAAACUACUCAUCACCAAAUCUGGGUCCCACAGAAAGAAUGUUUUGAAACUACAAGUUUUCUUCGAAGAUCUUGACGUGGAGGUCGUUUCAGAGCAGCGCUCAUAUGAACUUGUCAACUUUGUGUCGGACAUUGGUGGUCAACUUGGCCUAUGGAUUGGGUUCUCUGUGCUAACUCUGGCUGAGUUCUUAGAGCUUCUAAUACUACUGUGUCAUCUGGCCGUCAAGAAAUGUUUCAAGAGGAAUGAAACGUCUGAAAGUUAUCGUCCGAGUUAAGGCUAAGUGGGUAAUGAAAGUCGAAGGAUUUGAUCAAAUGUCGAAUUGCAUAUAUUGAACAUCUCUCGAUCAGUUUCCUCAAUUUCAUCGCUAAUGUUUGCGUCGCGUUAUACAUGCACUGCCAAAACUUCUGGAGCAAUUUAAGCUAAAACGUUGCCUUUAGAUGAGCCAUGUUAUGAUUUAAGGCUAUAUUCUUAAUUUAGCGCAUUGUAGGUCGUGCUGAGCUAAACUUAAACGCCCUUACUCAUCAUCUUAAAGUGUACCAUUCAUAGCCUCUUAAAUUUCAAUCAACUUUAGUGAUAUGAUAUUUAAUUGACAAAACUGAAGCGACAAGCUUAAGUAAAAUAGCGUAGCUUCCUCCUGGCUAUUUAUGUUUAAAAAGACUUAGGUAAGGACCCCAUUUGUGGUUGUUUAUUUCAGCAAGGAGACUAGCUAUUUGCAGAAAGACAGGGGCGGGACAAUUCAUGUUCUGCGCGAACUUUCAUGAGUGAGCAUUCAGUUGAAGUGAUGAGAUAUUGGCUUUUCAAAAAGGGUCUUAUCCAUGAAUGGAAUUUGUUAAUUUAUGUUUCCCAUGCCUAAAUAAUCAAGAAUCUAUAGGGGAUGCCUAUUUACAUCAUCAACCCACAGAGAAAGUAAUUUUUGGCGAUAUAGAAACUGGACUUAAUUUGUUCUCUACAUGAAAGCCCUAUUCCAUCCAACUUCGACCCGUUUCCUUUUGUCGUUCUUUUAUGGCACGUAAUUAGCUGGUAAAAUAACAGCCAACAUAGAUGUAUUUAUUACUUAUUCAGAAGAGUUUCAUUUUUAAAAGUUUUAUUCCAGAUAGAAAUAAUUUUACGACAAACAGUAAUCGCAGUGCAUUUCUCAUAGCAUCGGCCGAGAAUUCAUUUGCGGUACAUAUUACUUCUCGCGUCGCGUGUCACUUCUGUUGACGAGCAAUUUGAUGUUGAUCACCUCAGAGACGGCGGAUUAAAUUGAUUACUUUUCAAAUUCAGCAUAUAUCUUACGGAGUCUGUCAGCAUUUCCUGAACACCGUCCUCAAAUCAAUGACUCCAUCGUCAUUAAUGAGUCAUCGACAAGCUAAAUAUUGAAUGUAGUAGGUAAAACGCUCGUCUUGUUCAGUUUCUGAAUUUUACGAUUAACACGAGGUUAUUAGCAGUUGCCAGUCGUUUUGGAUGAGCAAUAAUCAGCUGUGUUUCCUAAGGUAACGGAGAACUCACAUUUAACUGAGGUAAGAUGUGCUGAAUAAGCAAAUUAGUCACUUGUAAUUGUUAGGUAUUUCUUUGCAAGUUAAUUUCCUUUCAUUUGAAUUGGUGGCUUUUGAGAUUUUGACUAAUGAACCUUUUCUGUAAACAAUAAUCUCUAUCAACGUUAUCUUCUGCUUUGAAAUUGUAUAAAUUCUGUUUUUCAAUGUCGUCAUGUUUCGCAGAUCUCGCUAUGCGUAAGCCCUCUAGAAAGUUAAGAGAGAAACGUAUUAUGUAUGUUUUAAAAUACGAGUCGCACUUCACUUUUCCGCCAAACCUACGAGUAGGAGACUUGUGGCAUUUGCUGUAGAAUAAAUUCUGGUAUUCAUAAGAAACAAGUACGAUAUGAUAAAAGUUCAGUCGAGAGCCAUGUCGAGUAAAAGAAAAUAAAACUAAAGCCAUAAAAAUAGACUUUUUUACCCACUUGUAAUUUUAUUUUCCAUGUACUCGAAACAGUAUUUUCUCUUGGUUAUUUCAAUAUCAGUUGAAGGAAAGUCUCCUAAUGAGCAAGGCUAAUGUUCUGAAAGAGGAACAUGCUUCAACGAUAAUUUUUAAUUAUUACUUCGAGAAUGUUUUUUAUUCUUAAUUGCGGCUAAUCUUGUUAAAUUAAUAUCCACCAACUUUUGCCAUGCAGAAUUAUUUAGAUGGAAUAUUAAAUU
Stylophora pistillata is the source of this 3188-nucleotide messenger RNA. RefSeq names its product epithelial sodium channel subunit alpha. Gene Ontology annotation, cellular component: plasma membrane. Gene Ontology annotation, molecular function: ligand-gated sodium channel activity. Gene Ontology annotation, biological process: sodium ion transmembrane transport. Lineage: Eukaryota; Metazoa; Cnidaria; Anthozoa; Scleractinia; Pocilloporidae. The record is from RefSeq and is a predicted model, not a curated record.